AUGGCUUUUCCUGACUACAAGAAGCUGAAGAGGGAUAGUUCAGAGCAUGAUGCGAAAGUAGUGGCCCUGAUUGCGGUCAUCAUUGCUGGCAUUGUCAAAGUUGGCCAGGGACAGGCGACUAACUUUGAGGAUUCAUUUGAGGGGUCUUCAUUUUCAAUGGGAAAUAUUGCUUUGGCACUGUAUUCUGCUCUUUUCUCCUCCUCGGGCUGGGACACUUUCAACUAUGUCACCGAAGAGAUCAAGAGUCCUGAAAGGAACUUCUCCAUUGGCAUUUCCAUGCCCAUUGUUACUAUUAUCUACAUUUUGACCAAUGUGGCUUAUUACACGGUGCUGCGCAUGAAGGACAUUUUGGACAGCGAUGCUGUUGCUGUGACAUUUGCUGACAGAAUUUUUGGAAUAUUCAACUGGGCAAUUUCCUUGGCUGUUGCCUUAUCCUGUUUUGGAGGUCUCAAUGCCUCCAUUGUAGCUGCUUCCAGGCUUUUUUGUGUGGGCACCAGAGAAAGCCAUCUCCCUGGCAUGAUUCAUGUUGAAAGAUAUACUCCAGUGCCAUGCCUGCUCUUUAAUGGCGCCAUGGCACUAAUCUACUUGUGUGCUGAGGACAUCUACCAGCUAGUCAAUUACUAUAGCUUCAGCUACUGGUUCUUUGUGGGUUUCUCCAUUGUGGGGCAGCUCUACUUACCUUGGAAGGAACCUGACCGAAACAGGCCCCUCAAGCUCAGUUUGUUCUUCCCCAUUGUCUCCUGCCUUUGUACCAUCUUCCUGGUGGCCGUCCCUCUUUAUAGUGAUACCAUCAAUUCCCUUAUCGGCAUUGGCAUUGCCCUCUCAGGCCUGCCCUUUUACUUCUUCCUUGUCAGAGUGCCAGAGCACAAAGGGCCACACUGCCUCCGAAGAUGGGAGAUCUUUGGAAGAUGGAGAAGAGAUGCCCAAGCAGCACAACAAGUCCAACUCACCCAACAACCUGACUUCUCCCCUAAUGAUCCAAUGAGGGAGGGAAGGGAAUUUCUUUUUCUACUGGGCAGGGCCAGAGGAUAA
Messenger RNA from Monodelphis domestica (gray short-tailed opossum), 1032 nucleotides. The record is from RefSeq and is a predicted model, not a curated record. NCBI's taxonomy places the organism in Eukaryota, Metazoa, Chordata, Mammalia, Didelphimorphia, Didelphidae.